UGCCACACAGCGAUCCAACCAUGGCACCUACAACUGCUGCACCAAUGACCACUUCAACGGAUCAUUUGACUCUGACCCACAAGCUCAGAAAGCCUCUGGUGGAGAAGUUACGCAGAGAGCGAAUCAACACCUGCAUUGAGCAGCUCAAGUCUCUCCUGGGUCCAGAGUUCCUCAAACAGCAGCCAGACUCCAAACUGGAGAAGGCAGACAUCCUGGAGAUGACCGUUUGCUUACUGGCACAGCUACAGCUGCAGAAAAACCUGGUGACCCACUCCAACAAGCUGCAGACUGCCUCUGAUGAGAAGCUGAGGGAAGUUGACCUUUGUCUUCUGAGCUCCACAGCUCAGACCAGCAUCACCCAAUGCUCUCUGGAGAGAAAAGACAACAGCGACCUCUGGAGGCCAUGGUAGAACCCUCACACUGGAGUCCAUACCAGACAAGCUAAACAGACCAUAUUGGUCAAACAUGACUGGACUGAAUUGUUUAAAAUUCUGUGGACUUUUUCUUCUGUAUGUACAGAAGGUUUUACUUUGUGUGUGUGUGUGUGUGUGUGUGUGUGUGUGUGUGUGUGUGUGUGUGUGUGUGUGUGUGUGCCAGAUGACAUUUCCUAAGGAAAGUGUAAUAACAAUAUCUUUCAUGUUGAGAAAGAAAAUUUCAUGUCAUGCAUAUUGCAUGAAGUGAAUCUGAUUGCAUCAGCAAUUUUAAUUGUUUCUUUCUGUACUUCAUGUACUGAUGAUGUUAUGGUAAUACUUUUUACUAUUAUUGAUUUUUUUCAAUUGACAUUUGUUACCUUUUGCUGGUUUUCGAUUUUUGGGAUCUAAAUUUUAAAUGUCCAUUUUAAGGACUCAUUGUGAUUGUAGAUAUUAAUCACACAAAAUUGAUCUGUUAUAAGAUCCAAAUCUUUAGUAUUUCUUUCAUAAAAAUUUUCUAACUAUACGACUCAAUGUGGGCAAGUCAUGUAAUUGUGAUGUUUGUACCUCUUGACUGUUACUGAUCAGUUUAACAUUAAUCUAAAUUCAAGGUUGAAUUUGUUAUAAGAUCUAAGUGUUUACAGCUUCUUUCUAAAAAGUUUUCUUAAUAUCACCGUUUUCUUAGUCGGUAAAAACUUGACAGUGAUAUUUGUACUUCAUGAUCGUUAUUGAUCAGUUUAAUAUCUUAAUUGUUCUAUGUGGACAUUUAGAUGACGUGUAUCUCAAUGUAUGUCAUUACUAAAACUUGAUCUGUUUUAAGAUCAAUAUGUUUAUUGUUUUACUGAAAACAUUACUGUUUUUGUUACUGUCAGGUUUGAGAAGACAAAGUAAUAUUUACUUUGUGAGAACAAAUUGAAUUCAGCAGUUAACAACAAUGUAUUUUAAGGUCAUUUGCUGUUUAGUGAGUGAAAGUGGAAAAAGAAAUCAAAUGUCACUGAGUACUGGGUUUUUGAAUAUUGUAAAUUGAUUGUCUUUCAUAAAGACAGCUUUUCCUCUACUCUUUCUGAGUACACUGUGUCUUGUAGAAAUCUACAAGUUGUUGUUGUGAUGUAUCAUCACCUCCUGUUUGAGCUUUUGUCCUUGUUCAAUAAAUAAACA
This is a messenger RNA of Oreochromis aureus, 1568 nucleotides long. RefSeq names its product transcription factor HES-5-like. Gene Ontology annotation, molecular function: RNA polymerase II cis-regulatory region sequence-specific DNA binding; protein dimerization activity; DNA-binding transcription factor activity, RNA polymerase II-specific. Gene Ontology annotation, cellular component: nucleus. Lineage: Eukaryota; Metazoa; Chordata; Actinopteri; Cichliformes; Cichlidae. The record is from RefSeq and is a predicted model, not a curated record. The transcript has 2 exons. Gene Ontology annotation, biological process: regulation of neurogenesis; anterior/posterior pattern specification; regulation of transcription by RNA polymerase II. Bases 21 to 410 code for a protein of 129 amino acids.